Scatophagus argus is the source of this 2227-nucleotide messenger RNA. RefSeq names its product proteinase-activated receptor 1-like. Bases 185 to 1501 code for a protein of 438 amino acids. The transcript has 2 exons. Gene Ontology annotation, cellular component: membrane. NCBI's taxonomy places the organism in Eukaryota, Metazoa, Chordata, Actinopteri, Scatophagidae. Gene Ontology annotation, molecular function: thrombin-activated receptor activity. The record is from RefSeq and is a predicted model, not a curated record. Gene Ontology annotation, biological process: thrombin-activated receptor signaling pathway; positive regulation of Rho protein signal transduction; phospholipase C-activating G protein-coupled receptor signaling pathway.
GGCCGCAGCUGAUUGGUGGACGGUUCGGCCCCGACUGUACUCUGGACGGAAACGCGACAAAGUUUUCCGUCGAGUCUGUGGGUGAUGAGCCGCAGAGAGGAGCUGGGAAAAGGCGGAGGAGCACCGAGACACCGCGCGGACUGACGACAUUUGGUUUAGGUUUUUAUUUUGUUUGGACGUCAAAAUGUUUUCUGUGCGUCCGAACGCUUUGCUGCUGGCUCUGCUGUGCGCGGCCGCCGCCUCGGCCGCGGGCGCGAACGCCAGCGCACGAGGGAGGACCUUCAGCCUUUUUAAAAUUCCAGUCACAGAUGAACCCAUCGACCCGAGUGAAAUUCUUGGAGCUGAGGAUAUCGACAAAGUGAACCAUUCUUCAGGUGAUCGGAUGCGUGACCAGACUAACUUCGAGACGAGGAUCUCGGAGGAGGCUCGGCUCUUCCUCACGGGGCAAAUGUCCACCAUCCUCAUCCCUUCCUUCUACACGCUGGUCUGCCUCAUCAGCGUGCCGAUCAACAUCUGUGCGGUGGUGGCCUUCGGUCUGAGGAUCCGGCCGAAGAAGGCGACAGCCAUCUACAUGCUGAACCUGGCCUGUGCUGACCUCGUCUUUGCUGCGCUGCUGCCCCUCAAGAUCGCCUACCACUUUGGCGGCAACAACUGGAAGUUCGGCGCGUUCAUGUGCCGAGUGGUCACCGCGGCCUUUUACUGGAACAUGUACUGCUCUGUCCUCCUCAUAGCCUCCAUCAGUGUGGACCGGUUUCUCGCUGUCGUCUACCCCAUCGACUCCCUGGCUUGGAGGCAGCCGCGGAGAGCCGUGAUAACCUGUGCGGCCAUGUGGGUACUGUCCUUCGCUGGUUCGGUGCCCCUCGUCUUCUCCGAACAGACUGUUCGACUGAGCGAGCUGAACAUCACCACCUGCCACGACGUCCAGCCCUUGCUGGAGCUGAUCGGGCACUACAAGAUCUACUUCAUCACCCUCUGCUGCGUCCUCUUCUUCCUGCCACUGCUCAUCACUGUGACGUCCUACGCCUGGGUGAUCUGGUCACUGAGCAGGGUCCCGCAUGGGGUGCCGGGGCGCUCGCGCAGAAAAACGAGAGCGGUGGUGAUGGCCGUGACGGUGCUGGUGAUGUUUGUGCUGUGCUUCAUGCCCACAAACUGUCUGCUUCUGACACACUACCUGCAGUUUAACAAGGGGGUCGAGAAGAGCCAGGAGGCCCCCGACGGCUCCUACGCUGCCUAUCUGGUGUUUCUGUGCGUGGGAAGUCUGAACUGCAUCCUGGACCCUCUGGUCUACUACUUUGGAUCAUCCCAGUGUCGGAGGCAACUGGCCCGUGUGCUGGGGUGUAAGAAGAUCACGGAGGACCUCAGCAGCAGCAACAGUCAUUCAUCAUGCAGAUCCAGCCAGAAAGCAAUUCUGAAACCCAGUCGUACAGAAAUCUCCAAAAUCACCACGUCAGACUCGUUGGAUAAAAGCCUCGACAGCCAGUACAAGAAGCUGCUGGUCUGAGAGACAGAGCAGGCUUUAAUCAGACACUCUCACCUGGUAUAUUAAAGUUAAAAACACAAGUAACAAACAGCACAUGAAGAGCACAUCGUCGAGCUCAUCGUCGCUAAAUUCUCUUUCAUGGUUAGGAUGAAGGGAGGAGGGACUGAAGCCAAACCGCCAACAGAAAUGGUGGCAAAUCCUCCGAGUGCGCACUGAACAGACGCGCCUUUUGGGUGAUGAAUGGAGGGAAAAACAAAGCAAGGAAGGAAGUUGAGAUUAGACAAGAAUGAGCUUUCUGGAACGGUUCAGCUGAGCGUUUGAUAAUAUGAAAAGCUUUUGCUUUCGCACUGUAUGUGUUGGUCUAUAAGCUGCAAGUGAAUCUGUAGGUAUUGCAUUUAAUGGAGGGAAUUCAUUUUAUAUAUAUAUAUAUAUUUUAUUUUUAUAUAUACUUUUGCUGUAAAGCGUAUUUUAAAGCACUUAUGUUACACAUUUUAAAGCUGUCAGUCAGCUCUCACUUUGUGCUUUUUACUUUUAAUAUUCACCACUUUUGACCACUUUUGGUCUGUGAAUAAACAUUUUGUCAUUUCACUGUGACGCUGUUAUUCAGAAUGACAGCAAAGUCAGUUUGUAUCAUGCUGCCCCCUGCUGGUGGGGAAUGUGAAGUACUUCAUGUGUAUGUUGUUUUCUCGUCCAGCAGAUGGCGCUACUGCACUUUCAAUAAAAGGUGACCUGAAGGACAAACUCUGA